This is a messenger RNA of Rhagoletis pomonella (apple maggot), 803 nucleotides long. RefSeq lists its product as uncharacterized. Bases 91 to 780 code for a protein of 229 amino acids. Gene Ontology annotation, biological process: regulation of transcription by RNA polymerase II. The record is from RefSeq and is a predicted model, not a curated record. NCBI's taxonomy places the organism in Eukaryota, Metazoa, Arthropoda, Insecta, Diptera, Tephritidae. The transcript has 2 exons. Gene Ontology annotation, cellular component: nucleus.
AACGAGUAUGGCAUUGGGAUAAACCAAAUUUAUUCCAAUACCACUGACAACGGCGCAAAUGUAGUUAAAGCGUCCAAAUUGCUACACGAUAUGCAGAAAGAAAGUUUAGCAAACGAAGAUGCUAUAAAUGAUGUUGAGGCAGAUCAUAUUGAGUCCCAAAUCGCUUCUGUGUUUUCUGUGGUUCCUUGUGCUGCUCAUACUAUUCAGCUAGCAGCAUAUGAUGUCAUAAAAACAAUUGAAAAAGACUUGGAAGAGUGCAGGACGAUUGUAAAAAAAUUGAGAACCUUAGUAAGAGCAGGAAAUACCGACAUCAGUUUGCCAUUCAUCGACAACAGAACUAGGUGGAACUCUACGUAUGAUAUGAUGGAAUCACUUUACCGAAUCAAAGAAUACAUUGAAAAUUUGGAUAAAAACAUGUACAUAAAUUGGUCAUUCGUAAAGGAUUUUCUCACCGCUUUUCAACCAAUCUCUAAGUGCACCCUAAAACUUCAAAAUAAGCAGUAUAUUAUAAGAGACUUCUUCAGGGAUUGGCUUACUUGCGAACUAGAGCUUGCAGACUUGGUCCCAGACAAUGUUUAUGCAGAUUCCCUCCUAAAUGCGAUGAAAAUAAGAAAAAAUGUCCUUUUAGAAUAUAAGGCUUUCGUCGCUGCUCUAUAUCUAGAUCCAAGAUUUAAUUUUGAAGAAACACCUCUCCUCAGCUCUGAGCAAAAGGAUGUUGCAAUGGAUCACUUAAUAAGGACUUACGAAAUGAUCCAGAAAAUUGAAAAUCCAUCAGAAUGAGAAUGAUUGCACUUCUGGAGUUG